AAAAUACUGUGUGAUGUUUUUUCAAAAAUCAGAAGAAAAUAAAUACAAAUAAUUAAACUUGAAAUUUGUUUGAAGAUGGGAGAAUCAGCCAGAGAAGAUGAAAAACUAAAAAUGUCUCCAGAGACAGCAAGAAAAUUGUUUGACAACGGAGGAGCAUUGAUUGUUUUAAAUCUUCCUGUUGGCUCAGUAUUUGGCAUUGACAUGAAAGUAUAUCAAGUUGGAGACAAAUUCAAAGGCCUGAAAAUGAUUCCUCCAGGAUUACAUUUUAUAUAUUAUAGUGCAGUCAGUAAAGAUGGCUGUACUGCUCCAAGAACAGGAUUUUUUCACUUCUUUUCACCAAAAGAAAUUGUUAUAAAAAAGUGGGAUGCAAGUAAUGAAGAUUUGAGCAGCAUUCAAGCAUCUCAAGAAGAGAAAGAUAGAAUUCAAAGCAACUUGAAAGAUUUAGACAAAAAUCUAGGUGCUUAUCCUUACCAAACACUGAAACAAUGGAAAUGCCUCACAUGCAAUAUUUCUGAAUCUUUAAUAAAAAGACUUCAACCAACAUCAGGUGUAAUUAAUUCAGUGACUCAACUGAUCCCUUUGAGUUAUCCAGCAAAAGAAAAUGCAGAGCCGGGCAGUUCUACUGGGAAAAGAUUUAAAAGCCUGGAAGAUAAAUAUUUACCAGAAAUGAAGAAAGUUCCAGGGACAGAAAUUAGAUUCACUGAAAUUCCUGAAAUGAGAUAUCCAGAAGGCAGUUCAGCAGCCGAAAUAACGAAACAUAAUAUGGAUACAACAUAUGUGUUAGAAGAAUUACUGAAAAAGUAUGAAAAUGAUGAUGAUUUACUUGGUGAAUUACAGCUAGCACACAUAUGUUUUUUAAUUGGACAUGUUUAUGAUGCAUUUGAACACUGGAAAAAUUUAGUACAUACUUUAUGUACAGUUGAUUCUGGUUUGAAGAAGCAUAAUGCAUUGCUUACAACAUUGUUAACAAUUCUUCAUUAUCAACUAAAAGAAAUUCCUACAGACUUUUUCGUAGACAUUACAUCUGACAAUAAUUUCCUUUUAAAUACUUUGCAAGUAUUUUUUGCAAACAUUAAAGAAAGCGAUGCAGAUGAAAAAUUCAAAAAGUUUGCUGAUAAUUUUCGAAAAAAUCUCACUUAUACAUAUAAAUGGGACUUUGAGAGAAUUCCAGAUGAUGAACAACCUGUUAUUGUGAAUAUGUAAAUACAUCGUUACAAGUUUUUUAAAUGUUUUAUGUAUAUAAGUUGUUUUUGUAAAUAAAAUGAAUUAAUCACUGGUUAU
This is a messenger RNA of Uloborus diversus, 1281 nucleotides long. Its product is annotated as protein AAR2 homolog. The record is from RefSeq and is a predicted model, not a curated record. Lineage: Eukaryota; Metazoa; Arthropoda; Arachnida; Araneae; Uloboridae. Bases 76 to 1203 code for a protein of 375 amino acids. Gene Ontology annotation, biological process: spliceosomal tri-snRNP complex assembly. The transcript is spliced from 5 exons.